AUGAAUGUGGGUGAGAUCGUGUUCACCGAGAACGAUCUGUCCGUCUUGGCCGGCUUCCAGCAGUACAAGGCCCAGUUUGCAGAGGACAUCUACUCCUACUUCUCCACCAUCUACUCCGAGGUCAGGUCCAGGUACCACCGCCGUCCGUACCUGUCCUCGUUCCACCGUCCAGGCUACGGGGAGACCUUCCCCAAGGACCUGCAGAUCCCCACCAUCCAGAAGUACAGCUCCAUGGGGUCUGCCUUUCUGUUUCUGGCGGAGGUGUUCCCACAACUCUCCUUUGCCGAGGACUUUACCUGCGAACAUGAACAGAGUCCGCCCAAGUCCAUUGAUGCCAUCGCCUCGUGGUUCACUUUCAAGCUGCUACCGGGCUCUGACAACGAACUGUGGUACCUUUUGGUGCGCAUCUGCUGCUACAACUGGCAGGACACCUCCGUGGCGUACCCAGCUCUCCACACCUUGAACUCCUUUCGCCAGCUGGUCGACUCUAUCCGGGCCCUGGCCACCUACUCUGUUCUCUACCGGUUUCUCCAUGCUGGGGCCAUCCCCGGUGACUCUACUGCCGAUGAGAUCUUCUUCACUAAGAAGAGUGAGCCAUGGACCUGA
Molecule: messenger RNA, 606 nt
Organism: Naumovozyma castellii
Lineage: Eukaryota; Fungi; Ascomycota; Saccharomycetes; Saccharomycetales; Saccharomycetaceae
Exons: 1
Coding region: 1-606 (201 amino acids)
Source: RefSeq, a predicted model, not a curated record